Perca flavescens (yellow perch) is the source of this 3145-nucleotide messenger RNA. It is a transcript of the gene kif3ca, whose product is annotated as kinesin family member 3Ca. Gene Ontology annotation, cellular component: microtubule. The transcript is spliced from 9 exons. Gene Ontology annotation, biological process: microtubule-based movement; mitotic cell cycle. NCBI's taxonomy places the organism in Eukaryota, Metazoa, Chordata, Actinopteri, Perciformes, Percidae. Bases 544 to 2787 code for a protein of 747 amino acids. Gene Ontology annotation, molecular function: microtubule motor activity; ATP binding; microtubule binding. The record is from RefSeq and is a predicted model, not a curated record.
UGUGUGUGUGCGUGUGUGUGUGCGUGUGUGUGUGCGUACAGGAGGGGAGCUCCGUCUCUCCGCACAGACCGAGAGCUGCAAACCUACCUCGGAGCAUCAGUGAGCGGGGGGACCGGAGGAUGAGGCACGGCGGUGUGUAGCGGAUCUACCGGGGAGGGGGGUGUAAAACCAGGACGGAAUGAGAGUGAUAUUUGAACUGGCAUUGUUGGAGUUUUUUCUCGCCGUGUGAAUCUGGACGUGGAUCUGCAACGGAGCGUCGAUCCGACGCGUGAGAGCUGCUGACGGUCUGUGUGUUUGUGAGCUAAUAUUACCGACAAUAAGGAAAGGAGAUUAGCCAUAGUGGCAUUUCAUCAUUUGUGCUGGUAAUUAAAGGAGGAUGUUUUAUUAGGCACUGUAGCUAUUUUUCUUAAUGAUAUGAUCAAGAAACCAGACUCAAUUUAUUAUUAAUGUUUAAAAAAACAAAAACCAAUGGUUACACAACUCCCAGGCAGACAGGAGGCUGAUUAAAGCCAUCAUUUAGAUUUCCAGUACAUUUUGUUUUUGAUGAUACAAAAGAAGCCAGUCAUGUCAAAAACCAAGAGCAGCGAGUCCGUGAAGGUGGUAGUUCGAUGCCGUCCUUUGAACCGGAAAGAGGAGUCCAAUGGGCCUGCGGGGGGCAUCGUGCAGAUGGACCUGCGACUCGGACAGGUGAUCCUCCGAAACCCUCGAGCCUCAGCCAGCGAGCCCCAGAAAACAUUCACAUUCGAUGCAGUCUAUGAUGCAAACUCCAAACAGCGAGACCUUUACGAUGAGAGCGUGCGGCCGCUGAUAGAUUCGGUGCUCGCAGGGUUCAAUGGCACCAUAUUUGCGUACGGACAAACCGGAACUGGGAAGACGUACACCAUGCAGGGGGCGUGGUUGGACCCAGAGAAACGGGGCGUGAUCCCCAACGCUUUUGACCACAUCUUCACCCACAUCUCCCGCUCGCAGUCCGAUAAGCAGUACCUGGUGCGGGCGUCCUACCUCGAGAUCUAUCUGGAGGAGGUCCGGGAUCUCCUCGAUCCCAACCACGGCAACGCCCGAGCCCUGGAGCUCAGGGAGAAUCCAGAGUCUGGGGUGUACGUGCGCGACCUCACGUCGUGUGUCUGCAAGAGCAUCAAGGAGAUCGAGGAGGUGAUGAACGUGGGCAACCAGGCGAGGGCGGUCGGGGCGACGGACAUGAACGAACACUCGUCUCGGUCCCAUGCCCUGUUCUUGAUCACGGUGGAGUGCAGCCAGCCUGGGCCGGACGGGAGGAAGCACAUCCGGGUCGGCCGCCUCAACCUGGUGGAUCUGGCUGGCAGCGAGCGCCAAGCCAAGACAGGCGUCCAGGGCGAGCGCCUGAAAGAGGCUGCCAAGAUCAACCUUUCCUUGUCAGCUCUGGGGAACGUGAUCUCGGCGCUGGCCGACGGGCGCAGCAGCCACGUGCCGUACCGGGACUCCAAGCUGACGCGGCUGUUGCAGGACUCUUUGGGCGGGAAUGCAAAGACCGUCAUGGUCGCCACCUUAGGUCCGGCCCCCCAGCACUACGACGAGACCCUCACCACCCUCCGCUACGCCAACCGCGCCAAGAACAUCCAGAACCAGCCCAGGGUCAACGAGGAUCCCAAGGACGCUCUACUGCGCGAGUUCCAGUUGGAGAUCGCUCGCCUCCGCGCCCAGCUCAACCACAGGAAGUGGAGGAGCAAACAGAAGAAGGAGCAGGUGGACGGAGGCUGGGAGGGAGACGGGGAUGAGGAGACAGAGGGGGAGGAGGGGGAGGAGGAGGUGGAGAAGGAGGCAGAGGAGUACGUUAAGCUACAGGAGCAGCAGUUGGAGAGGGAGAAGCAGGACAUCAGAGAAGAUCAAUUCAUGUUGGCCGAUGAGAAGCAGAGGCUCCUGGGAGAGAAGGAGAGGAUGAUGGGAGAUCUGAGGAAGGAGCAAGAAGCCACCGAGCAGCUGACCGCCAAGUACAAGGCGAUGGAGAGCAAGCUGCUGGUUGGUGGAAAGAACAUCACUGAUCACACCAACGAGCAGCAGAAGAUGCUGGAGAUGAAAAGGCACGAGAUUGCUGAGCAGACGCGUCGGGAGAGGGAGAUACAGCAGCAGAUGUUGGUCCAGGACGACGAGACGGUGGAGCUGAGAGAGACUUUCACUUCUCUGCAGCAGGAGGUGGAGGCCAAGACCAAGAAACUCAAGAAGUACCUCAAGUUGUAUGCCAAGCUUCAGUGCAUCAAAGCGGAGAUCCAGGACGUGAACGACGAGCACGUGAGGAGCCGACAGGAGCUGGAACAAACUCAGAACGAGCUGACCAGAGAGCUCAAGUUCAAGUAUCUGAUCAUAGAGAACUUCAUCCCUCCGGAGGAGAAGAAUAAGAUCAUGAACAGACUGACCUUUGACCCCGAGGAGGAUCAGUGGAAGUUUCAGCCUCUCGUUCCUGCUGAAAGUAAAUCCUCCCAGAUGAAGAAAAGGCCGUCAUCUGCAGUCGGAUACAAACGACCAAUCAGCCAGUACGCCAGGGUUGCUAUAGCGAUGGGAGCUCACUCCAGAUACAGGGCUGAGAACAUCAUGUUUCUGGAGCUCGACAUGACUCCUCCAAACACCGCCACACUGGAUUGUUCGACAAAGUCGGAGCGGAACCAGAUUCCCUCUCUGGACAACUCGCCCACCAAGGACAGCGGCGUCUGCAAGUCUCGCUCCUGGUGCCAGACCCCAAAAUCCAUCACUUCCUCUUCUUCUAAUGUUUCCUUGGCAGCAUGUCACACUGCCACACCCAUGACGGCACAGUAAAGCUUUAAUGAAGAGGAUUUUCUCUUUUUUUUAAUUGUUAUUUAUUUUAUUCCUCCGCUUUCUCUUGCUUAUUUUACCUCUUCCUCUUUGGGCCAGUGAUCUUCUGAAAGACUUCUACAGCUGGGAUACAAACACACCUGUGCUGAAUCCUCUGGAGGUUAAAGACUACAUUAUAGUAAAUAGUCGUUACAGUAACAAGGACGAGAUCUACAGGACAGUAAACUAAAUGAGCUGAUGAACCUCAGAAACUCUGUAUAACAUCACUUCCUCCUGUUCUUCCUUUGCAUGAGCCUUUUAAAACUGGCUGCUGUGUGUGUGUGUCUGUGUCUGUCUGUGUGUAUGUGUGUGUGUGUGUGUG